AUGGCUUCCUUAGGAGGCAUGUGGGCUCCAGCAGCCGUACGUGUCCUUCGUCAGGCCGUCGGCAGUACCGUCAAAAUCUCGAAAGUGCUGCGCACCAAGCUGGGAAGCGCAGCACACAGACCGAUCACCCAGCUCCCCCAGCCUGUCACAUCUGCAGCCAGGCACCAACCCAUCCACCCCUUCGCAUUUCUGCGCCAGCAGAAGCGCGGUUUUCGAUGGCACUCCGCCUUUCGCAACGCUCAUUAUGAUGCCGUUCGAAACACCUUUCGUCGGUUCAUUAGUGGAUCAACACGUGCCCAGCUAUCGCAGUCGGUCCAGACAACUCGUUGGGUUAAGCAGUUUACAGGGCGUGCGCCCUUUGCUUCGACGCUGCGUCCGAACUUGACCGGGGGUGCAUUCCCGAGAACCGCCGGCGGGUAUGCGAUACCAGGAUCUGGAAGGAUGGGUGGUGCACGCUAUUUCAGCCAUGCACCUCCCGUGCAAGCUCAGGUAGUGCAAAAUGUCGGGCAGGCAAUGCGGGCUUUCUGGCUGUCGGGCAAGCGAGCCCAAUUUGAUGGCUAUGGGCCUCGGGGAGAGAAGUGCUAUCGUGUCACCACAGAGUUGCAGGACGAGACCGCCAGGAAAGCAGCAGCAGCCGCUGCAUCACGCAAGCGUGUGCCGGGUUCCUUCAUUGACUUCUCCGUCAACCCUACCAUCACGGCACUGAGCCCCCUUGCCGGCAACUUCCCAUUCGCUAUGUGCGGUGUUAACCAAACUACCGCAUUUAACGGCCCCACAUUGAACCAGGAUGGUCUGCUCGAUCUUCUCUUGACCGAUUUCGAGCGGGCAUUCAAGGAUCUUAACGCUGUCAUGGCAGACUUGAAGAGGCUCUCGGAUCUUGGAGAUUUACCAAUUGUUUUGGAGAAUGACUCUCACCUUGUACGUGUUCGGUUCCCAGGUGUGGAUGCAGAUACUGUAACGAGGCUCUGCGAAGAUAUCGGCGUCCAACAUGGCAUCGUUGGGCAGGAUGAGGACUUUAGGACGGCCCAGGAUUAUGCGUCGGACUUGCGCUUUCCAUUUGCGCCUGACCACGGCACUCCGGACGACUUGUCAUCUCCAGGUGGAUCUCUGAGAUCUCACCAAUCUUACUCAUCGGAUCUGUCAACAGAUCUGGAUGAUGAGUAUGUGGACCAUUUUAUGGAGGAGAACCCUUGGCUCUCCUCUGUAGAUGCAGAUGAUUAUGGCUAUUCUCGUAUGAGCUUAGCCUCAUCUACUCCAGACAGGCAAACCAGCUUACAAGUACAGGGUUUCGAGGGCGUCGAGGGCAUUUAUCGAUUUAUACAAGAGUGUGAUCGAGCUACUGGGCGUUUUUGA
Messenger RNA from Pyricularia grisea, 1353 nucleotides. RefSeq lists its product as uncharacterized. The record is from RefSeq and is a predicted model, not a curated record. Gene Ontology annotation, molecular function: proteasome binding. Gene Ontology annotation, biological process: proteasome assembly. The coding region runs from base 1 to 1353 and encodes 450 amino acids. The transcript has a single exon. NCBI's taxonomy places the organism in Eukaryota, Fungi, Ascomycota, Sordariomycetes, Magnaporthales, Pyriculariaceae.